Messenger RNA from Anneissia japonica, 2317 nucleotides. RefSeq names its product SEC14-like protein 2. The transcript has 12 exons. The record is from RefSeq and is a predicted model, not a curated record. Bases 215 to 1426 code for a protein of 403 amino acids. NCBI's taxonomy places the organism in Eukaryota, Metazoa, Echinodermata, Crinoidea, Comatulida, Comatulidae. Gene Ontology annotation, cellular component: cytoplasm.
UCAUUGUGGUACACUGCGUAAUAAGUAGUCGUGCACAUGUGUGUUAGAAAGUUCCGGAUUUCAUGUUUCGUCGAUAAACCUCCAUCCAUUAAAAAGCAUAUCGUCCAGAUGUGCUUUUGAAAGCUUGAAGGUAUUACAGUAUUAAUUUAAGGUGCUGAAUAAAAACAUUCCUUCUGUUAUUUUGUUAUCCCGUCCCUUAAAAACUCAAGCAAAGAUGAGUGGCAGACUAGGAGAUCUGAACGAGAAGCAGAACCAGCGGUUGCAACAGCUUAAACAGAACAUUCAAGAUGUGAUGACAUCAAAACAUGAUGACAGCACAUUGUUGCGGUUUCUACGAGCAAGAAAUUUCGACUUGAAAGCAACAGAGAAAAUGUUUCGCAAGGAUGUUGAAUGGCGAUCGGUGACAAAAACAGAUACCAUCGUGGAUGACUACACAGUACCAGAGGUUAUUGCCAAGCAUUAUGUUGGUGGUAGUCCUGGGUAUGAUAAGGAGGGAGCACCCGUCUGGAUCUUCCCAGUUGGGGAAAUAGAUGUCAAAGGUCUUGUGUACUCAUGCAAAGCCAGCGAUCUUUUACGGUUCAAUGUCUACAUUUUAGAAAAGCUGUACAAGGACAUGGAAGAACAAUCAAAAAAGAUUGGUAAGCAUGUUGAAGGUAUGACUUACAUCAUGGACCUUGGAAAGCUAGGCCUGCAUCAUCUAUGGAAACCUGGCAUUGAUUUGUUUAACCAGUUUAUUUCCAUGUUUGAGCAGCAUUAUCCAGAAACUCUGAAAUCUGUCUUCAUUGUCAGAGCGCCCAAGUUCUUCCCAUUGGCAUAUUCCCUGGUUAAACCAUUCCUGCAUGAAUACACUCGAAAGAAAAUCCACGUUCUUGGAAGUAAUUGGAAGGAGGCGUUACUAAAACAUAUUGAUGCAGAUGUGUUGCCAGUAUUCUGGGGUGGAAAUGCUACAGACCCUGAUGGCAAUGUGAACUGUAGAAGCAAGAUUCAGAUGGGUGGUGAGGUUCCAAAAUCAUUUUACCUAAAAGAUCGUGAACUAAGCAGCAAGAAUUUGAUCACCAAACAAAUAUCACGAGGCUCAGCGAUUGAGAUGAAGUACAUUGUCACAAAGCCGGGAAGCGUGAUAAGAUAUGAAUUCAAAACACAUGAUCACGACAUCGCAUUCGGUAUCAAGCGACUAGGUGCAGAAAACGAAAAGACUGUCAUCAAGAAAACGGAACGCUACAAUAGUCACAUGGUACCAGAAGAUGGAGAGGUCAUUUUGGAUGACCCUGGACAAUAUGUGGUCAAGUUUGAUAACAGUUACAGUUGGACCAAAACCAAGACUGUUAGUUUUUGCAUUGAGUUGCUUGAACCUCAAGACAUUGACGAAGCUCCAGAAUUUGAGGUGGACCCUGAAAAAUUUGAAAAUCUAAAUUUGUUUGAUUAAAUCACUUUUUUUAUUUGAAAAAUAAAAUGUAGUAUCUGAAAUCAGGGAAAAUGUAAUUAAUAAUUGAUUUUGACUCCAGGAUGUUUAUGCCUUAAGAUUUGGACCAAUAAAUCAUUUUUUCUAAUAAGAAUUUUAAAUAGCUAUGAUCUUUAAUUUUAACAAGUUUGGAUUAAAAUGUGAAGUAAUCAUUGUAUACAUAUUUUAUGAAUGUGUGAUCAUGUUUUAAAUCUCUAACUUACCAAAGUAUUGUGAUACAAAAUUCUGUAAAUAUGAUAUCAUUAUUAAUCUACCAUUAGAUAAUAAAAAAAAAAAUUUUUUAUGGAAUUUUUUAAAUGAAAGUAGCAAUUACACUGCAACUCAGCCAAUUACUGGAUACGCAGCUCAGGAUUUUAAGACUUGAAAAAAAAAGGAUGAAUGUGUAAUAAUAAUAAUAAUAGGUUGAUGGUGAUUUGUAGAGCACCAUUGUCUGUCUAAAACAGGCACUUUUAUUGAGAGCAUGAUGCCACAUUAUAUCUUAGGAGUAUUAUCAAUCAUUCAAUUCCAUAACCCCUGGUGGGGUGUGGUUGUUGAGGCACUAAUGAUGAUGUCUUGACAAUCUCCCGCCACUGGUCACGUUCAUGUGCUACACUCGGGGAUCUAGCAAAUGACAACCCUAUUCACUCUCUGAUUUGUCCUCCCAUCAUUUCCUCUGUCUUCCGCUUCUCCUUCCUUGAACUGUGCCUUGUAAGAUGGUUAUUGCAAGGCCGUGUGAUCUGGUUAUUUGUCUGUACCACAGUUUCCUUUUAUAAGUAUCAUAAGCAGGUAUUAAAUAUGAUAAAUAUUGAAAAGAUUUAUAUUAAAGAAAAAUUUAUGUUGAUUGUGAACUUCAUUUUCGAUUAAGAAUAUUUUUUU